AUGCAGCGUUCCAAGCACGAGGACAAAGAUGAGAGCGCCACGCCUCAGCGGCUGCUGCCGUUCCACAACUCCACGCCAGCGAAUGCUACUGUGCAAGCGUCGCACUUCCCGGCUCCAGUCCCAGCCGCAGUGCCAGUGCCAGUUACACCGCCUGUGGCGGAUGCUGUGCCCAAGCCAGAAGUAGUCGCCACUAGUGAUGCCCCAGAUGUGGAAUUCGGUCAGCCAGGCCAGCAGCCUCGUCAGUUCGAUGUGUGCCAAAAGUGCAGCAAAAUGGAAGUGAAGCGUGGCUCUGGUCACAAGAGUAAUUUUCUCGCAUGCAAGAGUUGCCAGCAAAAAUGGCAUUUUAACUGCCUUCCGCUCAAAUUUGAUGUCCUGGCCGUUGCACGCAAGAAGUACAAGUGCCCGGCUUGCCGCUACUGCCGCGUUUGCGGUACUAAGGGCAAAGAUCUGGCCAUCUGCUCUGAGUGCGUAUAUUCCUACCACCGCGAUUGCCAUGAUCCGCCAUUGGCCGCCUCUAGUCUUGGCGAGAGCCAGUGGAAAUGCCACGGCUGCGAGUUCGGCACUAACCACCAUAACAACUAUUCGGCCAGUGAAGUUUCUGGACGCAAAUCACACACGGGACGCAAGAGGCGCGCCCAGCCGGAUCCCGCUGGUCAGGAGCAGUCGCCACCAGCCAAGCAGGCCAAACUUCAGCAAGAAUCGAAGGAGCAGUCAACAAAAGCAGACGCAGACUCAGUCUCAGUCGCCGCCACAGUCCUAGAACCAGCCACCAAGAAUUGUGAACCAAAGGAAGAGGAAAAACUCAAAAAAGAUAAAAUCGGGGGCAAGGACGACAGUGAGAGUGAGGGCGAGAAAAAUCGUAUGUCUACGGAUGAACUUAAUGUGUCAAUGGAGCCUCCAGAAAUAAAUCUGGAUGAACCUGUACAAGAACAAUUGGAUGAAAAUGGGCCAGAAAAUCAGGCCGAAGGAGCUCUUCCCGAGGAGAGUCAGAAAUGCCGCUGGAGAACAUGGACCAGCAGCCAUUGGAAGCGGCGCUCAAACGGCGUACAGCUUAGAGCUAAAGAGUGCGACUUUGCUCCGAUCUUUAAAGGAAUGGUUAUUAAGGAUGAUUUAGAAACAAAAUCGGUUGUGGACAAAGUCGAUCUGUCUCAUUUGGGAAUAGACCAGAAGCGUCAGGUUGAAGUGUUGAUAAAAGAAUACAAUCCGGUGACAUCGAUAGUGUCUCCCGUCAGCAUGAAGAUUGACAAUUUCCCCAUGAGCUUGAUGGACGACGUUCUCGAUAGGUUGCAAGGUUCUAAAAUAUUCACUACACUGGACAUGAUGAACGGAUUUUUCCAUGUGCCGAUUGAGGAAGAGUCUAGAAAGUUCACAGCCUUUGUAACGCAUAACGGGCAAUACGAGUUCACACGCGUACCGUUUGGUAUUACAAACUCACCUGCUGUGUUUUGUCGAUAUGUCAGUGCAGUGUUGAGGAAUCUUAUACAAACUCAGACGAUUGUGGUUUAUAUGGACGAUAAGAUCAUACCAACUAAGAAUGUGAAGGAAGGACUGGUGGCGUUAGGAAGAUGUGAUAACUGUGUGGUUUCUAAUGACUCGCAUUCGAAAAUUGACGAAAUUAAUGAUAAGGUUCUGAAGCUUGAAAGCCUUUAUCGGGAUCUCAAGUCGGACUUACAGGGCCUUUCCGUCAAUCCUAAGCGGGUGAAGCCUACUAGGAAAGAGGCCAACAAGCCCAUGCCAGCGGCUGACUUGUUGUCUCCGCGACUAGGGGCCGCCACCUCGACGGCGGUCAUUGAACCGGAAUCAGCUGCUGCUCUUCCACAGUGA
Molecule: messenger RNA, 1824 nt
Organism: Drosophila obscura
Lineage: Eukaryota; Metazoa; Arthropoda; Insecta; Diptera; Drosophilidae
Exons: 6
Coding region: 1-1824 (607 amino acids)
Source: RefSeq, a predicted model, not a curated record